Molecule: messenger RNA, 1245 nt
Organism: Hypomesus transpacificus
Lineage: Eukaryota; Metazoa; Chordata; Actinopteri; Osmeriformes; Osmeridae
Gene: rfesd
Product: Rieske (Fe-S) domain containing
Exons: 4
Coding region: 168-689 (173 amino acids)
Molecular function (GO): 2 iron, 2 sulfur cluster binding
Source: RefSeq, a predicted model, not a curated record
AAAUAGAGAUAAGCACUGUAGCCACUCCAGAGGAACUGAUGUGUUGAUAGGACAAACUGAACUGGGUCUGAGGGAAAAGAUAAUGUAAAUGAGACCUCCUUACACAAGGGCCCAAGGCUGACUCAUCGCUACAGCUACGGGAUAGAUCAUCUUUUGCCACGUUGUCCAUGGAGAUGAAGGAACCAAUGGAAGGUCUACAUUUUGUGGGGAAGAAGGAUGAUCUGAUAAAGAGCAAACGGUCAUUCAGAACACUGGAGGGUAGAGAUAUACUGUUGGUUUAUCACCAGGGAAUAUUGUAUGCCCUGGACUACCACUGCUACCAUAGUGGGGGACCUCUGGAAAAUGGAGAUAUAGAGGAGAUUGGAGGCAAUCUGUGCAUCAUAUGCCCAAAGCACAAGUACAAGAUCAGUCUACUCCAUGGAGAAGGGCUGUACAAGGCCACCGAUCACACUGCGAAGGUGCCAACCCGUAAGUGGUUCUCCAAAGGUGUGAAACAAAGAGUGCACACGGUGAUGGAAACAAACGGGGACGUCUACGUAAAGCUGUCUGUGCAUCCGGGAUAUGUGGACUCUGACUUUUACCAAGGGGAAAAGGGGAAACUGGAGAGGGAGAAGGCCUUAGCGGCGGAAGCAGCAAACAAAGCAAAAAAUAUAGCUUCAUUGGUCAUCGCAGACAGUGAAUCUGACUGAUAGCCAUUGUGGACGUCUGUGUGAGGGUGUGUAGCAAUCGUCCAGCAGCUGUUUUUCCUCUUCUUUGUGCUCAGUCAUCAGGACGAGUGAAUCUAUUCUGCCCUGUCCAUGCCUCAGGCGGCAUAAGUGCAUGUAAGGGAAAGGAAACAAGUAUUCAACUAUUGAACUAUUUUGGGUUACUAAAUGGCGAUCCCAAUAACUUCUGCAUUUUAUAGCCAAUUUGGAUUUCCACAACAGGAGAUCUCCAAACCACCAAUCCAAGGUUUCCUAGCUAUUCAUGAGUGAUUUCAUUAAGAUUAUUUUUCAAACUAUACUUUGUGACAUUGUCAUUCAGACCAGACUUACAUAGUCAGACAAAUGAGGCCUGCAGGGUAAUUAGUUCAUUAUUUUGGAAUAUGCAGCAACAGUAGUGUCACAUUUCAAGUGUAGAUGUAUUUGUUAUUCUGAUGGUUUGGUAAUAAAGCUUUUUAAACAACAUCACAACUCAGAAAACCUGCGUGUAACAUGUUAUAUUUCCCAUGAAAACAAGAAAUUAAACUGCUCCGUAUGGAAAUGA